GGUUGCCUGCGGGAUAGGCAUCCGCGAUUAUUCACGGCAGACCAGCGGUGUUAUUGUAGUUUUUUAAUCGUCUGAUUUUUUCAAUGUUUGUGUUCCUUUUCGGUGAAGAUGUCCCGCUCAGUAUACCGGAAUAACUGAUGACCCCUUAGCAAGCUAAAAGUGUGAUAUUUUUCAGAAUGCUGUAUAUUUCUUGCUUGAAUUGGCGAGAGUCGAUUACGUCUUUGUUCUGAGAAUUGAACAAAAAAUGUCUACCUUUUACUACUUAACUUAUAAAGAUUCUGUAUUAAGCUUUAUCUGAUUUUUCUAUAAUGAAAAACAAGUGGACACGCCAUUUGGAAGCUUCUUGCCUGUUACUUUUAUUUGUUCUUAUUGGACCGCAAGGAGGCAAAGCCAUGAGCGAUAAAGAGGUGCAGCAUUAUAGGGAAAAAGUGAAGUCCAUGUUUUACCAUGGAUAUGAUAACUAUCUCAGACAUGCCUACCCUUACGAUGAGCUUAAGCCCUUGUCAUGUGUUGGACAAGACACUUGGGGAAGUUAUUCCCUUACUCUUGUUGAUGCUUUGGACACAUUGUUGAUUCUUGGAAAUGCUAGUGAAUUCAGAAGAGUUUCAAAACUUCUGGCUAAUACCCUACGAUUUGAUCAAGAUAUCAAUGUUUCUGUCUUCGAAACCAAUAUUAGAGUUGUUGGUGGCCUAUUGGCAGCACAUCUCCUAUCCCCCUUGGCAGGCAUUGUAUUGGAAGAAGGUUGGCCUUGUGAUGGUCCCCUCCUGAGGCUUGCUGUACAAGCAGCCGAGAAACUACUACCAGCAUUUGACACACCAACUGGGAUGCCUUACGGCACAGUCAACCUCUUGUAUGGUGUACCAAAGGGUGAGACGCCCAUCACAUGUACCUCAGGGUGUGGUACAUUUGUCAUUGAGUUUGGGACCAUCUCCGCUUUGACGGGUGACCAGAGGUUUAUGGACACGGCAAUGGGUGCACUGGAAGGGUUAUGGAAUAGCAAGUCUGAAAUAGGCCUGGUUGGUAACCAUAUUGAUGUAGUGAGUGGCAAGUGGACAGCAUUGGAUGCUGGUAUUGGUGCGGGUGUUGACUCAUAUUUUGAAUACCUUCUCAAAGGAGCGAUCCUCUUUGGUGACCCAAAGCUUAUGGAAAUGUUUGAAGAGUUGUAUGGCUCAAUUCAGAAGCGCCUUAAGUUUUCAGACUGGUAUGUGUGGGCAAAUAUGAACAAAGGGUCCAUAACGAUGCCUAUAUUUCAGUCUCUCGAGGCCUUCUGGCCAGGGCUGCAGGUCCUUUAUGGUGAUAUCGGAGCAGCCUCUCGUACAAUAGAGAAAUAUCACAGUGUCUGGAGGGAAUAUGGCUUCUUACCUGAGUUCUUCCAAAUUGCAUCUGGGGUCCCAGUCAGCGGCCGCGAGGGAUAUCCUCUAAGACCAGAGCUUAUUGAGAGUGCUGUGUACCUGUAUCGCGCUACCAAGGACCCAUUUUUCCUGGAAAUGGGAAGAGACAUUGUGGAGUCAAUAGAAGCUAGUGCCAAGACACUGUGUGGAUAUGCCACGAUCAAGAAUAUACAGACACAUGAGAGAGAUGACCGGAUGGAGUCCUUUUUCCUUGCCGAGACUAUCAAAUACCUUUAUCUACUCUUUGACCAUGACAACAUGAUUCACCAUAGCAACGGCUCCAGAGCCACGCCUAUAAAAACCGCCGCCACAGCAUCCCCGUCAUGCAAUCCUGGCAUGGCUGGGUAUAUCUUCAAUACUGAGGCCCAUCCCAUUGAUGUCGGAGCGAUACAUUGUUGCACUGCACGUGCACAAACGUUUAUUCCAGAUGAUCUAAAAGAAAUCUUACAAAAGAGACGAGUUAAUAAAAUGACUAUGACCAAAGCAGAUGGUGAGAACAUUGAGGGUGUCAAUGGAAAGAAGGAUGGAUUAUUUAACAGUGCACAUGCAUGUAAGGCAAGGAAGUUCCAGAAGCGUUUAUCAGUACUGGGUGCUUUUCUAGAGGAAUAAUCUUCUCCAGGGAUCUUGAACUGUUGUGGUGGAGAAACCCUGCAUAGCAGCUGCCUUGUACCCAGGUGCAUCCAGUGACGUCUCGUGCAAAGGAUCAAGGGAAGGAAGAAAUGUUCUUUUAAACCUACUCAGAAUGCUUUGGGCGACAACCUCUGUAGCAGCUUUAUGUGAUUUUCACAUCUUUUACCAACUUGAGACGCCUGGGUACAAGGCAGGAAAAGAACAGCCAUCAAUACAACCUUACAUCGUUGUAUCCUAUCCAAGUUAGGACAAAUAGAAAAAAAGAUUUAUGUAUUGCUAUGCUAGAGUAAAAAAAAAGACUGGAUCAGCAAUUAUUACUAAAGAGGACCUAGUAACUAAAGGAAACUAGUGUCCAUUUCAAUAGGUAUUUCAACAAUUUUAUUUAUGUUAAUUUAAUCCUGUGUAAGCCGCCCUUAUUUCAUCCAUGCAGAAUAUCAUCAAGUGUGAGAAAACAUCCAUGUCUAUGCAUGAUAAAAAAAGCUGUCUCGAAUUUGUUAAA
Nematostella vectensis (starlet sea anemone) is the source of this 2520-nucleotide messenger RNA. Its product is annotated as ER degradation-enhancing alpha-mannosidase-like protein 2. The record is from RefSeq and is a predicted model, not a curated record. Gene Ontology annotation, biological process: endoplasmic reticulum mannose trimming; mannose trimming involved in glycoprotein ERAD pathway; carbohydrate metabolic process. The coding region runs from base 309 to 2000 and encodes 563 amino acids. Gene Ontology annotation, molecular function: mannosyl-oligosaccharide 1,2-alpha-mannosidase activity; calcium ion binding. Gene Ontology annotation, cellular component: membrane; endoplasmic reticulum. The transcript has 11 exons. NCBI's taxonomy places the organism in Eukaryota, Metazoa, Cnidaria, Anthozoa, Actiniaria, Edwardsiidae.